CGGACAAUUUCCGCUGGGGCUUUGUGUCGGGAUGUCUUGAGCCAACCGAUAUCAAGGGUCCUGACGAAUUAGGAUUUCACUUAAAUUUUGUAGCAUGAAUGUAUGCACUGAAUAACACCAAUUGGGUAUCAAAAGGCGGGCGGACGCCAUGAGCAGCAUGCCGUCGCGCGGUGGCGGGCCGCCGGCCGUCUCCGCCGAGCCCCUCGACGACCCUGGCCUCAUGUUCCGCCGCCUGGAGCAGGCCGACACGGACGAGGCCCAGCAGAUCAAGGAGCUCUUCCGCGAGAACCUGCGCGGUCUGAGCGGGGAGGCCUGGCUGCUCAACGGCUUGAUAGACUAUUACGUCUGCACGGGCUCGGCACGCUGCCUGGAGAUCCUACUGUCGUGCGGCGACGGCAACUCGCGCGCCCUCAUCGACAGACUGCACCAACUGCUUAAGUCGACGGACCAGCGGGGGGCUGGCCUCCGCCUGCUGGGAUACUACGUCCGCAAACAUCCCGUCUGGCUCCGCAAAAUCGUCACUCAGUCCAGUCCGAGCAUCGUCAAGGAUCUGUUUCGCAUUAUCAAAUCGGAGUGUGAGGUGCAGUGCAUCAUCUCAGCGGCGCUCGUGCUCACCACGCUGAUGCCCAUGUUUCCUGUCGCGCUGAUCGAAUUCAUCCAGGACCUCUUCCAAGUGCUCAGCCGGCUGACCCAGAUGGUGUCCACGCCGUCGGCCCAUCUGGGGCAGACGUUCCGCCUGCACCUGCACGUGGCCACCUACUCCUACUUCGUGCGCAUCUACGCCAUGUACCCGUGCAACCUGCUCAGCUUCCUGCGCCAGCAUUACGGCCAGCGCGACAACCUGCCGCUCUUCAACCGCACCAUACGGCCGCUGCUGGACCACGUGCGCAUGCAUCCGCUGCUGGUGACGGGCUCCAACUCGACCGAGACGUCGGCGCACCGCUGGCAGCGCAAGGAGACGCACGACAUCGUGGCCGAGUGCGCGCACUUCUCGAUGGACAUUCUGGAGGCGUCCACCAUGGACAACCUGAGCGGCCCGCUCUGGGGCAUGCUGGCCGCCGACAACACGGACGCGCUGGGCAGCACGGACGUGGGCCUGGACAUGGGCCUGGGUCAGGAGGCGUUCGGCAUACACGACAUCCUGUGGUCGCCGGCGACGUUCUACAGUGUGCCGCGGCUGCCGGCGCCGGCCGAGGCGGACGGCGCCGGCGCCCAGUGCGAGACGGCCGUGGAGGCGACGCCGGACGGCACGCCGGCACCCACACCCACCGUCACGCCGCAGCGGGACUUGGAAAACCCGCCGCUGGUGCGGCAGCCGUCCGGGCCCCUGCAGGCGUCGCGUGCACUGAGCGCGCUGGUGGGCUCGAAGCCUCGUGCCGACUCCAUCCCGUCCUCGCCGCUGAAGAAGGCGACCGGCUCCUUCAGGUUCGGCGACAGUGAGCUGGCGCACGCAUUCUCCAGCCGCCUAGGUCAGGUACUGCACGAGAGGGCCGACUCCGGAGGCGGCGACGGCGAGCAACGGCGCGCUGCGGACGACUCGCCGGCGGCCGGCCAGCCCGGCUCCGCGCUCAGUGGCCUGCGCGACCGGCGCACCUCCGGCAAACUCAGCCCCAUCAAACUCAAACUGGGCGUGGUGUCGCCGGUGCAGUUCUCGGAGGGCGCGCCGCCGGUGACGCGGCCCGUGCCCCGCGCCUCGGACGCCAGCGGGCAGCUGUGGCGUGGCCCGCCGGCCGGCGGCGGCGGCGGCCCGCCGACGCCCGGACACUGCUCUUCACUGUGGCACGAGGUGUCGGACCACUCGGCCGAGGACCUGGAGAGUCGCUUCGACUUCGACCUGGUGCGCCACAUGACGCGCUACUACAGCCAGCACGCCUUCCCGUCGCCGCACCAGCUGCUGAAGGAGCACGUCACGCACGUGGGGCCCAACGCCCGCCUCAUGCACGAGCUGCUGCAGUACGAGCGGUACAAACGCGAGGUGCACGCCCACAGAAACCGACGCCUGUUCGACCGCACGCGCGCCACCCGCCGCCUCGAGGAGGAGAACCGCGAGCUGAAGAAACAGGUGCAGGUGAUGUCUGUAGACGUGGCCGAGUGCCACCGCCAGCUGCAGCUGGAGCGCGACCGCCAGGCGGAGGAGACACGCCGCCAGCUGCUGGAUACUGGCCGCCAGCUGGCCUGCGCCCAGCAGAAGGCCGUCCGCAAAGCCGAGCUCGAGGUGGGCGUCCGAGCCGCCGCCGUGGGGCGGUUAACUGGCGCCGAUGCGGUGGCGGGCACUGGGUCGGGGAAGGCGUGA
This is a messenger RNA of Pollicipes pollicipes, 2293 nucleotides long. RefSeq names its product tuberous sclerosis 1 protein hamartin (gene Tsc1). Gene Ontology annotation, cellular component: TSC1-TSC2 complex. The transcript is spliced from 16 exons. NCBI's taxonomy places the organism in Eukaryota, Metazoa, Arthropoda, Thecostraca, Pollicipedomorpha, Pollicipedidae. The record is from RefSeq and is a predicted model, not a curated record. Bases 149 to 2293 code for a protein of 714 amino acids. Gene Ontology annotation, biological process: negative regulation of cell population proliferation; regulation of cell cycle; negative regulation of TOR signaling.